Messenger RNA from Durotheca rogersii, 1497 nucleotides. RefSeq lists its product as uncharacterized. The coding region runs from base 1 to 1497 and encodes 498 amino acids. The transcript has 2 exons. The record is from RefSeq and is a predicted model, not a curated record. Lineage: Eukaryota; Fungi; Ascomycota; Sordariomycetes; Xylariales; Xylariaceae.
AUGGCCAUUGAUCGCUCUGAAAAGGGACGGGCAACCGGCCCCCAAGCCCAGGGUGUGGACCUAGCACCAAUGCCGAUUGUCGCGACCGGGCCAUCUACGGGGACAACGACUCCGUCGAUAAACUCUGGCAAAGGCGUUGAGGAGAAGGUUGAGCGUGUACCGGAGCGGGCAGUUCUUCCCAACCAACUUGGCACGGAGCUCAGUCGACAAGUCCGAUAUAAAUAUGCCUCAUCCUAUCGAAAAAUAUUCGGAGUUAUCUUCACUAUUAACUGUGCUGUCUUCAUCUCCUUAAUGGUGAAUGCAAAUGGGAACCCCAACUCGCGGGAGGUUGGUAACGCUGCUUCCGCAAAUCUGAUGGUCUCUAUCCUAUUCCGCCAGGAGGAAUUUGUCAACUUAUGCUACGAGAUCUUCACUUGCGUCCCCCACUCGUUGCCCCUGUACAUCCGAAAACGUCUGGCCAAAGUCUUCCAUUAUGGUGGUUGCCAUAGUGGUGCCGGUACUGCUGCCGUGGUGUGGUAUAUCCUGUAUACGGUGCUAGCGACGAAGGAAUGGAUCGACGAACCCCUUACUGAUGUGCUCGUCAACAUGGUCACUAGCUGGGUGUUGGUCUCGAUGUUCCUCAUUAUCUUAACAUCGGCUCACCCUAACCUACGACGGAGAUUUCAUGACUAUUUUGAGGCUUUCCACCGUUUCGCUGGCUGGACUGCUCUGACCACCUUUUGGAUUCACAACAUCUUCUCGGCGAGAGUCACUGCUAGGCAAUGGGACACAUCUCUUGGUUACGUGCUUGUCAGCUCGCCGAAUUUCUGGUUUAUCUGCAUCUCGACCUCUUGCACAAUAGCCUCCUGGUCCCGCCUGCGCCACCGAACUGUGUACCCAGAAAAGCUAAGCGACCACGCCACUCGUCUGCACUUCAAGUAUAGGGGCAUGGCUCCCUUCUACGGACUGAAGAUUAGUGACAAACCCCUGACAGAGUGGCACGCCUUUGCUACUAUCCCCGACACUGACCCGGAGUCCGGAAAGAUCAACGGGUUCAGUGUCGUGGUAAGCAACGCAGGCGACUGGACCAAGAAGCAGAUCAUGAAGCCCCAAGAAAGAAAGUUGUGGGUACGUGGUGCUCCCCUACACGGGCUCCUCUACACAUCAAAGCUCUUCAGGCGCAUAGUUGUAGUUGCAACUGGUUCAGGCAUCGGCCCUUGUCUCUCGCUCCUCUUCGCAGAUGUUACGCCCCGUCGCGUGUUUUGGAGCACUCGGGACCCCGUUGCGACGUACGGCCCCGGUGUUGUUGCAGAGGUCACGAGAGCUGAUCCCAAUGCCGUCAUCUGGAACACCCACGAGAGAGGAUAUCCGGACAUUGUUCGAGAGGUCUAUCAACUUGUUCACGAAUCAGAUGCUGAGGCUGUCUUCAUCAUUUCUAACCCCAAGGUGACGGAGAAAGUUGUCUAUGGCAUGACUUCGCGUGGGGUUCCCGCGUAUGGAGCCAUUUUCGACUCGUGA